This is a messenger RNA of Leguminivora glycinivorella, 2650 nucleotides long. RefSeq names its product large subunit GTPase 1 homolog (gene Ns3). The transcript is spliced from 11 exons. Lineage: Eukaryota; Metazoa; Arthropoda; Insecta; Lepidoptera; Tortricidae. Gene Ontology annotation, biological process: ribosomal subunit export from nucleus. Gene Ontology annotation, cellular component: cytosol. Bases 102 to 1937 code for a protein of 611 amino acids. The record is from RefSeq and is a predicted model, not a curated record. Gene Ontology annotation, molecular function: GTPase activity; GTP binding.
UCUUUGACAGUUUGAGUGAGAUUGUAUUGCGUUUACUUCGUUACAGGAUUUCAAUAUAAAAUAGUAAUUUAACUGAAAACUAGUUUCAACACAUGUGAAAAAUGGGGAAGAAAAAUAAGGACUCGUUAGGUCGCGCCCUCAUCAAAGACAGAUUUUCUAAGAAUCGACACAAGAAACAUGUUGAAGACACAAUGCUCCACACGACAGAGAUCAACGAUGGCUACGACUGGGGUCGGCUGAACCUGCAGUCCGUAACAGCAGAGUCCUCCUUGCAAGAGUUCUUGUCUACUGCAGAGCUUGCUCAGAGAGAGUUCACGGCAGAAAAAAUGAACUUGAGAUAUGUGAAAUCGGUGCCGAGUGAAGUGGAGGCGGCUACGUCACAGCCCAACUUUGAUGAGCCGCUCACAGUGCCUAGAAGACCAGCUUGGAGUCCAGGCAUCACUGCAGAGGAGCAAAUCAAUCGUGAAAGGGAAUCUUUCCUGGAUUGGCGUCGGCACCUCAAUGACUUACAAGCAAAACUUGGAGCCGCUCUAACGCCUUACGAACGUAACUUGGAGCUAUGGAAGCAACUCUGGAGAACCCUGGAAAAAGCAGAUGUUGUGCUCAUACUACUGGAUGCCAGGAACCCUCUGCUCUUCAGGUGUGCCGACCUGGAGAAAUAUGCAAAAGAACAGAAAUGCAAAUGUAUCUUGCUCCUCAACAAGGCUGAUUUGACCACAGAGUACGAAAGGAAAGCGUGGGCAGAGUACUUCGCUAAAGAGAAUGUUCCUAUAAUAUUUUUCUCCGCCGCAAAAGAAACAAAUAAAGAGCGAAAAAUCUCCGAAGAGAGCGAAUCAGAGAACCCCCCUACAGACUCAGACACAGAAACCGCCGAUUCAGAAGACGAAAAAGAAGCCUUAAAAUCUACGGAGGAAGAUAUAGAAUUGUUCAAAAAGCAGAUUAUAGAUCUCGAUACUGCUGUGUCAAGUACCGCCGAUAGACUGAGCAAGAUUCAAGACAAUUUAGACAUGGUUCUAGAGAAUUUGAGGUUAGGGAAGCCGAUAGAACCUUUGCAAAGCGAAGAAACUACAGAGAAGGGAGUGGAGAAUUCGUAUGAAGUUUUUGAUAGAGAUAGAUUAGUGGAGGUAUUGAAGAAGCAAGAAUUGGGGCAUUUGAAGAACCCGCCUAGGAUCACAGUUGGCAUGAUUGGGUAUCCCAACGUGGGGAAAUCUAGUACAGUCAAUGUGCUGAUGCAGACUAAGAAGGUGAGCGUAAGCUCAAUGCCCGGCCAUACGCGACACAUCCAGAGCUUGGUGCUGGACGCAAACCUGCAACUGCUGGACUGUCCCGGUCUGGUGCUUCCUGCGUACGCCGUCGCUCCAGACUUGUUGCUGACUGCUGUCUUACCCAUAGACCAGAUGCGGUCUCACGACGCAGCAAUGGCGCGACUCUGCCAACUUGUUGGCAAACAUGUGUUCGAACAGAAAUAUGGACUUUUACUGCCACAAGACGACGGCGAGUUUAACUACAAACAGAUACUUACCGCGCACGCCUUCAACCGCGGCUUCAUGACGGCCGCGGGUCAGCCCGACCAGUCCCGCUCCGCUCGCCUCCUGCUCAAGGACGCCGCCGCCGGCCGCCUGCGCUGGGCCUCCCUCCCACCAGGCGCCGCGCCCGCGCCCGUGGAAGAGCUGCUGAAGGACUCCAAGAGGAAACCCACGCCCAGGGAAACCAGGGCUGUUGAGGGUUGGGUAAGCAAAUCCGCUGAAAUGGACAAGGCGUUUUUCGCGACGAACAAAACUUCGGCGCAUGUCAAAGGAAAACCUAUUAUGGGCAUUGUCGGAGCGCAGUCAGCGGAGCAAAUGAUGAGCAAACCCUGGAAGUUCGAGAAAAAGCACGCCAAUAAGAACAAGAGGGAGAAACUUAGACGUGUUUAUGCGCAUCUUGACGAACAUUAGAGGGAGAAGGCAUUAGUCGUAACGUAUCGAUGUUUAUCAUUUAUUUAGUUAGUUUAUAACUAAUACUUAGUCAAUUUUUUGUUGCAUUAACAAUUGUCAGCAAUAAUGAAACUUAUUGUUAAUACACUAUGAUUGUAAUUUCCAAAACCAAUUAUCAGGCGUAUGAUGGUCGGAGUUAUCCUCGUGAUAAAGCAACCAUCACUAUUUAACACUACACUAUUGAAAGAGACAAACUGUCUCUAUCAAGCUGUCACGUAGAUAACUGUGACUAUCAUUCUGGUAUGUUUAGUGAUGUGCAAGUUGCGGAAACUUUCAAAAAAAUCUUAAAUUUCUUGAAAAAUUCACGAAACUUUCACGAAAAAGGGAAUUUAAAUUUAUGAAAUGGAAAGUUUCCAUCCAUACAAUUGUUCAUACAAAGUAUGGAAAGUUUCCGAAGUUUUCCUAUGUGAAAAUUUCAGAAUUUUGGAAACUUUCCGUCGGCACAUCAAUAGGUAUGUUGUAGGAUUUGAACUAUAAUUUAAGUUAGUUCAGUGGUAUACUAUAUUCAUUUCUGACUAUGCAACUAUUUUUGUUAACUACGACUAGGAAUAAGAAGUGGUAUUUCGUUUACUUAGACUUAAUUGACAUAGUCAUGAAGCUCUAUAUUUAUAACAUACAGCCACAUCAUUUCUGUGGUCAUGAAAGCUUUUAAAAAAUAAAUGUUGUAAACAUUA